Molecule: messenger RNA, 1761 nt
Organism: Acanthoscelides obtectus
Lineage: Eukaryota; Metazoa; Arthropoda; Insecta; Coleoptera; Chrysomelidae
Source: the annotation of a GenBank genome assembly
CACACAAGUAGGUAGUAGACGGUACUUGAUUACAUUAAGAAGUGUUGUCCAUAAUCUUAUGCUGCAAGCUUCUUUCUAAGCAUCAUCUUUUUUUAAUCCAAAAGUAUAGGUAUGGCAAGAUUUUUCCAUCAGGCGGCACCGCUAUUUCCGCUAUCGCCCUGUCUUCACCAAAAUUCUCCGUGAAUGUCAUCCAAUUAUUUAACUCUCAUUGUUUCAUAGCGAUUGUCUGCUAAUGUCAUAAAAUAAUAUCUUGUAUUUUUCUUUGCAUUUUUAAAUAAGUAGUUGUUGAAUCUGAAAGACAUUUUAAAAUGAGCGAAGGUAGCAACGAAGGUUUUAUCCCGCCACCGAAGAGUCUGGAUACAAAAUGCAUGCACCAUUGUCAAGAUCCCUCAACGUGGAAAUCAAAAUCCGUUAUACCUCACAUUGUACUAUCUUCGGUCUUCCAAAUAGAAGAUGCACGAAAUAUGAAAGGGAAAUACUUGUAUGGUAGAAUAGCAAACCCGUCACGUGUUAUCCUUGAGCGUGUGUUUGGAGCAAUAAAUAAGGCAAAGUUUGGACUUGCCUUCUCAUCAGGAGUAAGCGCUCUGACGUCCGUAUUUGGAAUUUUGAAAACUGGACAGCACAUUAUAGCACAUGAGGAGAUGUCUACCGAACACUAUAAGGUAUUCAAUGAAGUAGCCAGUGGUUUCGGAAUACAAACCACAUACGUCGAUUUCUCUGAUACCACGAACAUUACUGAAGCCAUAAGGGAUAACACAAAGUUGUUAUGGCUUGAACACCCAACGUACCCAACACUAAAAGUCUUUGACCUGUGCAACUUAGUUACAUACGCCAAACAGCGUGGGCUAUAUGUGGGAGUUGACAAUACGUACCUGACACCUUACCUACAAAGACCCUUGGAGCUACAUGCGGAUAUUGUAAUGCAGUCUUGUACUAAAUACAUGAAUGGCCAUUCUGAUAUGAGCCAUGGGGCUCUGUGUACGAAUGAUAAGCAAUUGCUGAAAGGGAUGCAAAAAAUACAAAGAAUGUAUGGAUUGAUCCCCUCACCAUUUGACUGCUAUCAAGUCUUGAGAGGACUAAAAACUCUGCAAUUGAGGAUGGAAGAACAUACCAAAAAUGGUUUACUUGUAGCAAAUUUCCUUCAGAGGCAUCCUUCUGUCAAAAAAGUCCUACAUCCAGCUUUCAAAGAUCACACCAAUCAUGAUAUAUUUAAAAAACAAAGCAGUGGUCAUAGUGGCAUAAUUUCAUUUUAUAUCAAAGGUGGUAAAGCUGAAGCAACGCGAUUCAUUGAAAGUUUGAAUAUAUUUACUGUGACAGAUGUUUUUGGAGGGAACGAAAGUACUGCUCAAAUACCGGCAAUUAUGUCUCAUGAAGGCCUACCGAGAGUAUUGAAAGAAAAAUUGAAAAUCGCCGAUAAUUUGAUAACAGUAUCUGUCGGACUAGAGGAAGUCUGCGAUAUAAUAUGUGAUUUGGAACAAGCACUUGAUAAAAUUAAGUCCAAUGCAAACUGCUGAGAAUUCUGAAACUCUGAUCGAUGUUAUACGCAACAAUGGACAAUAAUGAAGAGAUGGUGUGAUAGCAACUUCAUAUUAGUUUAUGAAAGAAGUUUGUAGUGAUCACAUUAGUUUAUUACAGUUUUGGAAUAAACGAGUGGACAAGAUAAAAUACAUUUAUUUGUGAAGUAGUACAAUAAAUUAAUAAAUACAUAUAAUAUAGUAAAAAUUUAACGAUAUUUUGAAUAUCUCCAAUAAACGUUAAGCA